Dovyalis caffra is the source of this 202-nucleotide messenger RNA. Lineage: Eukaryota; Viridiplantae; Streptophyta; Magnoliopsida; Malpighiales; Salicaceae. The record is from the annotation of a GenBank genome assembly.
AUUCUUGAAGGAUAUAAAAGGCGUCGCAUCACCCGCAGCAUAUCCCCUCACAACCACCAACGUCCACUACUUUUAUUGAAUCUUUUUGAGGUCCCGCCUUUUCAAGCGAAUCUAGCAAUAGCAAGCAUGGUGUCCGGCUUGCAACUCGAGACUCCCACUAAGGUGAUAGAAGAUCGAGAGGCUCCAAUGACUCUAGCAAGCG